Messenger RNA from Fukomys damarensis (Damara mole-rat), 2388 nucleotides. RefSeq names its product voltage-dependent calcium channel subunit alpha-2/delta-4-like. Gene Ontology annotation, molecular function: voltage-gated calcium channel activity. Bases 353 to 1168 code for a protein of 271 amino acids. The record is from RefSeq and is a predicted model, not a curated record. The transcript has 12 exons. NCBI's taxonomy places the organism in Eukaryota, Metazoa, Chordata, Mammalia, Rodentia, Bathyergidae. Gene Ontology annotation, cellular component: voltage-gated calcium channel complex.
GUUUCUCUUUCUCUUCCUUUCCCUCUCCCUCCCCCUCUCCCCCUCUCCCUUCUUCCCUCUGGCAUUUUCUGGCAGUGUUGUCCCCAGGGGAAGGUAAAGCAAGCCUGGCUCCUCCUCUCCCCCCAGCCUUCCCACUCCCCAGAAGCCUCAGCUUCAUACUCUGGUCUGACUCAGCCUCCUUCCCUUCGUGCUGCCCGGGUGCUCUCUCCCCCAGUUCCUACUCCUGUGCCUCCUCUCUAACUUGAUUCUAUUUUUCUCUCUCACUGUGUGUUCCCUCCCACUGUCCCUCCCCCCAAACGCACGCCUGGCCUUGCCCUCCCUCUCCUGCCUCCCCGCAGCGGUGGGCAUCCAGAUGAAGGUGGAAUUCCUCCAGCGACAGUUCUGGGCCGCAACGCAGCAGUGCAGCGCCUCAGAUGGGCAGUGCCCACGGAGCUGCGAGGACGGUGAUCUGGACUGCUUCGUCAUUGACAACAAUGGCUUCGUUCUGAUCUCGGAGAGGUCCUGGGAGACCGGAAGAUUUCUCGGGGAGGUGGACGGUGCUCUCGUGACCCAGCUCCUCAGCAUGGGGGUGUUCAGCCGAGUGACAAUGUACGACUACCAGGCCAUGUGCAAAGCCCCGGAUCAGCACCACAGCUCUGCCCAGCCCCUGGUCAGCCCAAUCUCAGCCUUCCUGACGGUGACCAGGUGGCUGGUGAAGGAGCUCUUGCUGUCCCUGCUGGAAUGGAGUGCCUGGGGCUCCUGGCAUGACAGAGGGGCCGAGGCCCACAAGCACAAGAAGCAGGACCCGCUGCACCCCUGCGACACUGAAUACCCUGUGUUUGUGCACCAGACCGCCAUCCAGGAAACCAACGGGGUCAUUGCAUGUGGGGCCUGCCAGAAGAUGUUUGUGAUGCAACAGAUCCCCGGCAGCAACCUCCUCCUGUUGGUGACAGACCCCACCUGUGACUGCAGUGCCUUCCCGCCAGUCCUGCAGGAGGUGGCAGAAGUUAGAUAUAAUGCCUCUGUCAAGUGUGACAGGAUGCGCUCCCAGAAGCCCCGCCGGCGACCAGAUUCUUGCCAUGCCUUCCACCCAGAGGAGAAUGCCCAGGACUGUGGUGGCGCCUCAGGAACGUCUGCCUCUCUCCUCCUGCUCCUGUUGCCUCUGGGUACCUUCAUGCUUCGGCUUUAGCGUCUUCAGUAACACCACUCACUGUGACCCCACUGUGAAGGGUUCUUCCAGAGACAUUUCGGAAAGUCAGUGACUGGGCUCACUGCAUCAGCUUGUCUCCCAGGCCCAAGCCUCGUCUCAACCCUGAACUAAUGGACCCCGCUGGAGGAGUCCUCACAAGCUCAACACCAACAAAGACAAAAGGAUGUGGAGGUGCCCAGAAUGAAGCUAAAGGCAGAGGACACAGAUGAAAACACGCUCUUCCUAAAACAGAGGAGGGUGACUGUGUGGGGGGCAAAGGAGGAAAUAGAAAAAAGAAAACAAGAAUAGGAUAGAAUAGAUAUAGGUAUUAAAUAGACUGUUACUGCUGAAGAGCCUUCUGAAAAAAAUUUUACAAAGCCCAUCUUCAAGGUAAAUUUUCAUCUUAUAAAGAAACAGCAGGUUAAUCUUUACAGUUGCUGCAUGGGACAACAGAGCAUCCAGGGGAGGUGGGAUGAGUAGCAGCAGCCAAGCCUUGAAGUCAGGUAGAUGCAAGAUGCCCUGCAUGGUGACAUGACAAGGGACAUCUGAGCAGUGACUCCAGCUGGAACUUUGAGGAACACUGUUUUGGAGACUAAAUGCCCCCCCCACACACACACAUACAGAGUCUCCUAGGGUCCCAACUUCUGGGCUUCCUUACCUUCAAACCCAGAUGUGAUAUAUUCGUAAGCAAGCACUAAAACACACUAUUACUAUAGUACCUUGUUUUAUGGAGGUGGAGACAAAGAAAUUACAGCCUGGAAGCCAGGAAUAAUAAAUAGGCGAAGGUCAGAGGUGGCCACCCGGGUCAGGUGGGUUAGGAAGCAGCAGGGAGCCCUUUCUCCAGCCAGCAGAGUGGCUCAGUUUCCCCUUUUGUGUCGUGAAGACCUGAUUUCAAUGGCCAGAGUAGGAUAUGCAUCCCGGCCCCUGUUCCAGCCACUCCUCACUGUAGUGUAGUCACCUAUCUUUCGCAUUAAUAAAUGUUCUCACCUCCAACAGCAUUUGGUUUCAACUGCUCACUCAGACGCCACCUACUCAACAUCUCUCUAGAAUAGCCCAGGACUGUCUUUUGUAAGGUUCCUCCCCACACCCCAACCAGAAAGAGCAUUUUUUAAAACAAGCUUAACUAUCCUGGCCAUACAAUGAAAAGGUCAAGUGUAGUGUGUCAGGCAGCUCCUGGCCUUAUCUGCCUUCUCAAGGUCCUGCCAUAUGGGCAAGAGAGG